This is a messenger RNA of Amphimedon queenslandica, 1915 nucleotides long. Its product is annotated as T-cell immunomodulatory protein-like. NCBI's taxonomy places the organism in Eukaryota, Metazoa, Porifera, Demospongiae, Haplosclerida, Niphatidae. Gene Ontology annotation, cellular component: plasma membrane. The record is from RefSeq and is a predicted model, not a curated record. Bases 6 to 1865 code for a protein of 619 amino acids. The transcript has 18 exons.
AAAAUAUGAGAUUAGAAUGGCGGAGCUUUCUCAGCCUCCAGUCACUUUUGUUCCUCUUAACUUUCUUAAUCUCCAUUAAAUUGACUGUAUCACUUCAGUUUGUGGAUGUCUCGGAUAAUCUAAACCUUAGAUCGGUGUCUGGUAACUUUUCAGUGGUCGCUGUCGCCGAUCAAAAUGGUGACAAAAGAAAUGAUCUAUUUUUGGUUAAAGGCUCUCAAGGUAACUUGGUAGUAAUGACUUGGGAUAAUAAAGAGAAAGCUUUCAAGACAUUUCACACACUAAUGACAAAAUUGACCGGAAUUAUAUCUGUAUCUGUUUUUGAUUUUGAUGGUGAUGGAUUGUUAGAUUCCCUUGUGCGUUCAGCUGAUUACCCUCCAGUUGUUUAUUGGGGUAAUGCACACGGGCCUAGUGGUCCUAAUAAUGUUACUAUUCCUGUACCAUCAGAUUAUAAAGCAGAAACACUUGUUAUUGAUGGUAAUGGUGAUCAUUUGCCUGAUGUACUUGUGCUUUUGGAUCAAGAUCUUCAACUUUGGUCAAGUCAAGGAAAGAGUCGUUCUUUUAAUAUCUCUCAAGUACUAAAGGGUCCUUUAGUUAAUGUUAUUGGUAGCUAUUAUGUUGACAUUAAUUCAGAUUGUUUAGCUGACAUUCUUAUUGUGCGCCGUGAUGAAGGGGAACCACCUUCCAUUGACAUCUGGUUAAGAGACCCAGUGUACAUGAACCUAACAUGGAGUCAGUCAGUAUCUUUACCUUUGCCUCCUUCUCAAUCCCUUUAUGGCAAACCUGCUUUUGCUGAUAUGAAUGGUGAUGGACAAGUUGAUAUGAUUAUUCUCUCCUGUUCAUCAGUCUCCUGCUCUCACCCUCUCCUUCAUAUCAUGUAUCAAGAGUUUAAUGAGAAAACUGAUGUUGUUCAGUGUCGUCCUUACACAUGGAAUGGCUGGAAAUUGAAAUGGGCGCAAUCAGUUACCCACUUCAAUAUCUCGUGGCCCCUUGAUCCUAAUUUUAUAAAAUAUUAUUUGCUAACUGUUGGUGAUAUUGAUCUUGAUCGCUUCCCUGACAUUAUAAUCCCUACUUUUAACACUACAGCAUUGAAUAGUUCUGUUAGUCAAAUUGCUCGUGUUUUCACUAACAAACCUUGUGAAAUAAACUGUGGAGAUGGUGCAACAGCAAUCAGAAGACUUGAGCAUGACAGCUCUUUAUUCUCAAAUGUUUAUGGAGUCAACGCUGCUAUCCUAAUUGAUCUCUUUGAAGAUGGUAUUCCUGAUGUAUUGAUUAUCAGAGAGAAAGAGAGUGGAGGAGAUGAGAUUGUAGCCAUGAGACAGGUUUUAAGCUCUGAUCAUAUGUUUCUAAAGACAUUAGUGUUGUCUGGGUAUUGCUUUUCUCAUUGCUCAAGUGGUCGUGAACCUCUUGGUUCACUUUUGCCUGGAGCUGUAGUCAGCUACGAGACUCUGGAUAGAAAUGGACAUAAAAUUAAAGCUACAGGCUCAGUAUCUCAAUCUUCCUCUUACCUCAAUUGCCCUACAUUGCCCUAUGUUCUCCUAGGACUUGGUACUACUCCAAACUUUAUCGAAACACUCUCUAUUGGUUUGGCCAACAAUGUCACAAGCUCAUCUUGGUACAUGAACUGGCCGCUCCUGGUACCAAACUCUCAGCUUAUCCUCAUACCCAGUCCAACCUAUAAACCAUCAAAAUGGACAUUGCAGCUGUAUUUGACUCCAAGUGGAUUAGUGUAUAGUGUUAGUGGGGUCCUCCUAAGUAUAUGCGUUGGACUCUUAAUCAUUAUAUUGCUACUACACACUAGGGAGAAGUAUCAGGAUUCAAAAGAGAGAAAGCAAUCAAAGCAGAAGUUUUACUUCAAUGCAAUGUAACUAAUAAUAAAUGUUAUUUAUAUACAAUGUAACUAAUAAUAGAUGUUAUA